Molecule: messenger RNA, 888 nt
Organism: Didymodactylos carnosus
Lineage: Eukaryota; Metazoa; Rotifera; Eurotatoria; Philodinida; Philodinidae
Source: the annotation of a GenBank genome assembly
AUGGCAGUAGUGAACUUUAGCAAUACAAUACUGCCUGCCGUCACUGGCUACGAUAUCAGUGGUGAAGUGGUCGCUGUGGGGAAAGCCAUCAAGGAUUUGAAAGUGGGCGACGAGGCUUUUGGCUUUUUGAGCAUGAAUUCAAGCGGUGGAGGUGGCGCUUUUCAACAAUAUUCGGUAGCCGAUGCCGAUCGAAUUGUCAAGAAGCCGCAAGGUCUUAGCCACACGGAUGCAUCGACUCUCGGCAUUGGUUUCCUGUCAGCUAUGGAUGGACUGCGACAAGUAAAGAUUAAUUCAUCCACAUCGAUCUUCGUUCCUGGUGGCUCAGGUGGAGUUGGACAUUUUAUUAUACAGGUUGCUCGGAUCUUGGGUGCUGGUCAAAUAAUAACAUCAGCCUCGAAAGAAGAAGGUAUCAACAUCCUCAAAGAACUAUACAAGAUCAAAGAUGUCAUCAAUCACGCCACAGAAAAUGUUGUCGAUCGAGUCCUCGAGCUCACCGGUGGUCAAGGUGCCGAUAUUGUUUUUGACACCACUUAUCUCGAAUCGAGUUAUGCCAAAUCAACAUUAACUGUCAAACGAGGUGGAUCAUGGCUUAUUCUCAAUCGUCGCAUUCUCGAUAAAGAUAGCCAAGCAAUGAAAAAUGUUGAACAACGCGGAGCCAACCUGAUCCAAGCAGAUGUAUCACGCUACACACUGGGACCUGAGAAGGCACAAGUCAAGUCAUUCUUUCAAGAAUCAUUAGUUCAAGGUGCUAAAUGGGUUGAAGAAGGAAAGCUCAAGCCUUAUGUAAACAAAAUAAUUAAACUCGAAGAAGUGGAAUCGGCGCUCGAGCAACUGACGCAGGGCAAAGCUGGAUUUGGCAAGGUUGUGGCAGAAAUUUCUCCAAACUGA